Molecule: messenger RNA, 304 nt
Organism: Staurois parvus
Lineage: Eukaryota; Metazoa; Chordata; Amphibia; Anura; Ranidae
Source: the annotation of a GenBank genome assembly
AUGGACACAGCAGUUGUGUAGACCUGGGAACUCAGCACAUGGAUGGUGGGAACAUCUCAUAAUGGGCAAAGCAUGUGUGAAGACCCAGAACUUAGCACAGGUAUGGUGAGAACCCCUCAUAAUGGGCACAGCAGGUGUACAGAUCCAAGAACUCAGCAUAGGGAUGGUGGGAACCCCUCAUAAUGGGCACAGCAGGUGUGCAGACCCAGAACUUAGCACAGGUAUGGUGAGAACCCCUCAUAAUGGGCACAGCAGGUGUACAGAUCCAAGAACUCAGCAUAGGGAUGGUGGGAACUCCUCAUAA